GGUGGCGCCUUUUAGCAUGCUCUCGCUGCUGUCCGCAUCGCUGGCGCUGGCCGGCACGGUCGGCCGUGACGGGCGCUUGGAGCAGCCUCCGCCGAGCGUGGGCCGGGAGCUGCGCGAGCUCAAGGACAACCCAUACGUGUGCGAGGAGGGCGUCGAGACGGCCAAGGAGGAAUGGAAGGUCUUCGGCACCAACCUGGGCGGCUGGCUCGUGCUGGAGCCGUGGAUCACGCCGUCGCUCUUCUACCAGUUCCUCUCCGUCGACCGCAAGUUUGGCAAGGAGGCGCCGGCCCACACGGGGAUGGACACGUACACGUUCUGCGCGGCGCUCGGCCCGAAGGAGGGCAACAAGCAGCUGCGCCGCCACUGGGCGAGCUGGGUGCGCGAGGAGGACGUGCGUGCCAUCGCGCAGUCGGGUGCGACGGUCGUGCGGAUCCCGGUCGGCGACUGGAUGUACGUGCCGUACGAGCCGUACAUCGGCUGCACCGACGGCUCUCUCGAGGAGCUGGAGCGGGCCCUCGCGCUGCUGCGCAAGUACGGGCUGCGCGCCCUCCUCGACGUGCACGCGAUGCAGGGGUCGCAGAACGGGUUCGACAACUCGGGCCAGGCUCUGCGAGUCAAGUGGACGCAGGUCUCGGCGCAGGACCCGGAGGCGGUGACCACCUUCGAGCACUGGCCGCAGCGCGCCGCCGACUGGCUCGCGCCGUACGACAACGCCAAGGGCGCCUACCCGCCCGAGAUGAACAAGACGGCGUACGACCGCUCGCUCGACGUCAUCCGCAAGCUGGCGGAGCGGCACCGCGGAGACGCGACCGUGUGGGGCGUCGAGCCGGUGAACGAGCCGUGGCAGAUGUACCCGACCGAGUGGAUCAAGCAGUUCUACUGGGACGCGUACCACAUCACGCGCGAGGCGGCCAAGGACUGGAAGUUCGUGAUGCACGACUCGUUCCGCGGCUACCCGGCGGAAUGGUGGGGCUUCAUGAAGGGCUGCCCCAACAAGGCGAUGGACUCGCACAUCUACCAGGCGUGGGCCAACCCGAUGAUCGCCAAGGGCUUCUUCGACGCCGCGUGCGGCAUGGCGGGCGGGCUGCGCACGAUGGAGGAGCAGCUCGACAUGCCGAUGAUCGUGGGCGAGUGGUCCCUCGCCACCGACAACUGCGCCAUGUGGCUCAACGGCCUCAACGACAACCUUCCAGGCUACCCGAAGGUAUCGUGCGCGAUGGUUCCCUGCCCGGAGCCAUACAUGGGGGAGCAGCCGGGCGCGCCGCCCGACGCCGAGGCGCCGCUGCAAGGCCCGUACGGGACGGGCGUGUCCGGCCCCAUGUUUGGGAAGUGCCCCGUCGGCAUGCCGUGGGGGACGCAGGAGAACGAGACGAUGAGCAGGCUGGCGAACCGCUACUUCAAGUCCUUCUCUGCGGGGCACGGCUGGUUCUUCUGGAACUUUCGCACCGAGCUCGAGCCCCGCUGGUCGUACCUCGAGGCGUGGCGGCUCGGCUGGUUCCAGAAGAAUGUGUCCGACUACACCUCGGACGCGGUGCAAGGCGCGUGCGACGAGGAGCCGCCCGCCGCCGUCGCGAAGCCGAUCGUCUCGGUCGAGGCGGUCUUUGACGCCGCCACCGCCGAGACGCCGCUCGGCGAUGUCCGCCUCGAGGGGGCAGCGGCGCCGGUGGCGGCCGCCGUUUGCGUCGCUGCGAUGCUCGCCGCCACGACGCUCGCCUUUCGCACGUGGCGCCUGCACGCGGCCCCGCCGGAACCGGACGAGUACCAGGAACUCGCAGGCCACACGAAAGGCUGAGCCGCGCUGGGGCCAGAGCAUGGGAGCAGGUCCGACAGCUGGGCGCAGUUGCGUUCGUUGGCUCCAGUCGCGCCCUGCCGCCCUGUCGCGCGCAUCCUCGCUCGCGCGCUGUCGGCCGAGCGAGGAGAUGCGCUUUCGAUACAUGUGCGCUUAAAUUAUAUGAUAAAC
Emiliania huxleyi CCMP1516 is the source of this 1960-nucleotide messenger RNA. RefSeq lists its product as hypothetical. Gene Ontology annotation, cellular component: cell surface; extracellular region. The transcript is spliced from 11 exons. Gene Ontology annotation, molecular function: beta-glucosidase activity. Lineage: Eukaryota; Haptophyta; Isochrysidales; Noelaerhabdaceae. Gene Ontology annotation, biological process: glucan catabolic process. The record is from RefSeq and is a predicted model, not a curated record. The coding region runs from base 17 to 1792 and encodes 591 amino acids.